CCUCCGCUCAAUCACUUGCUCAAAGGCAAAUCCAUCUAUCAUUUCAACUUAUUUUAUUAUUCAAUUCUGGUGAGGCUGCACAUGGACCAGUAUGCGAAAGUAGAGAAGAUUGGCGAAGGAACCUAUGGCGUUGUCUAUAAGGCUUGUGACCGUGUUACCAAUAAAACAAUUGCUUUGAAGAAGAUUCGCUUAGAGCAGGAAGACGAAGGUGUACCUAACAUUGCAAGUAGAGAAAUCUCUCUCUUGAAGGAAAUGCAACAUGGAAAUAUCGUUAGGCUGCAGGUGCAGGAUGUAGUGCACAGUGAGAAGCGGUUAUAUUUGGUCUUUGAAUAUCUAGACUUGGAUUUAAAGAAGCACAUGGAUUCAUGUCCAGAAUUUGGGGAAGAUCCACGCAUGAUUAAAUCCUUCCUUUAUCAAAUUCUCCAUGGAAUUUCUUAUUGUCAUUUUUAUAGGGUUUUUCACCGAGAUCUAAAACCACAAGAUUUGUUGAUUGAUCGUCGCACCGAUGCACUGAAGCUUGCUGAUUUUGGUCUGGCCCGAGCAUGUGGUAUUUCUGUUAGAACAUUUACGCAUGAGGUUGUUACCUUGUAGUACAGAGCACCCGAAAUACUGCUUGGAUCUCGCCAUUACUCGACUCCUGUUAGUGUGUGGUAUGUGGGUGUAUUUUUGCUGAAAUGGUGAACCAGCGAC
This is a messenger RNA of Hibiscus syriacus, 690 nucleotides long. RefSeq names its product cell division control protein 2 homolog A-like. Gene Ontology annotation, cellular component: nucleus; cyclin-dependent protein kinase holoenzyme complex; cytoplasm. Lineage: Eukaryota; Viridiplantae; Streptophyta; Magnoliopsida; Malvales; Malvaceae. Gene Ontology annotation, biological process: G1/S transition of mitotic cell cycle; protein phosphorylation; regulation of gene expression. Bases 82 to 591 code for a protein of 169 amino acids. Gene Ontology annotation, molecular function: cyclin binding; cyclin-dependent protein serine/threonine kinase activity; ATP binding. The record is from RefSeq and is a predicted model, not a curated record. The transcript has a single exon.